AUGGGGCGAGAAUACUACGAUCAUAAGGGAGGCUUGCGGUACGUCUGCUGUGAGAAAUGUCGCGUCUAUCUGACCACCAAAGAUGAGAUGAUCUCCAGCAAAUUUACAGGACAGACCGGACCCGCCUACUUAUUUGAUAAGGUCUGGAACAUCGAGCAGGGCGAGAUGGGCCUGCGCGAGAUGAUGACCGGAAAGCACAUCGCCCGAGAUGUCCAUUGCCGCCGUUGCCAGACACGCCUGGGGUGGAUGUACGAAUUGGCCUAUCGAGAAGAUCAACGAUAUAAGGAAGGAAAGACGAUCCUAGAGAAGCAACAGAUCGUUUGGGUGGAGGGACUGUCCGAUGGAUCCGACGCUGCAAAGUUCAGCGGCGAGCCCGCGGCUCUCCCGGUCAACAUGGAGACGAAUGCAAAAGUUCGUGAUCUGAGUCCUCACCGGGCCUCGUCGGACGAGGCCACUAAUAUGACGAUUCUGCCGAACCGUCAGCUAGAGCAGCGAAAGAAGGAGCGCGAGCGGAUCAGGCGGAAACCGCUGUUGAUGAGAACCCAUUCCCGGGAGUCAACGAGUGGCUCUUCGCGUAACUGGCAAGCCGAUCGUCUCCCCAGCGAUGGCGGCGGUCCACAUAGGAAAAAAGUGCUUCACGACCGUGGCGGCAGCCGAUUGCCGUCGUCGCACAGCGGCCUGCAAUCCGUGGGAGCGGCCCCAUUCCGCUCGCCGCCCUCGCAGCACAAUUCCUCGCACAACAGCGACGAUGAGGGCUCUCAGCAUCGCCGCUUGCCUGCCGACCCGGAGUUGGAGCGUAACUUUGCGGAAGCGCUUCGCACCCAGCGCGGCCUCCACAUCCGCGAGAUGGCCGGCGAUGGAAAUUGUCUGUUUAGGGCUGUCGCGUACCACAUCUACGCCGACGAAGAGAUGCACGGUGAAGUACGACGCAUGUGCCUCAACUACAUGGAGCAAAAUCGCGACCACUUCUCGCAAUUCGUCACUGAGGACUUUGCCGGCUACCUGGUCCGCAAGCGCCGGCUUAACACGCAUGGGAACCAUCUGGAGAUUCAGUCCAUUUCUGAGAUCUACGCGCGCCCGGUUGAGAUCUACGAGUAUAGUAUUGACCCGCUGAACGUGUUCUCGCCGGAGCCACGGGGCAGCCCGAGCAACCAUCAUCCCCAGGCGCCGAUUCGGCUCAGCUACCACGAGAACUGUCACUACAAUGCUGUUUACGACCCGCAGAACUCGACAUUCGGCGUCGGACUUGGCCUGCCGGGUCCGGAACCGGGACAUGCCGACCGUCAUCUCCUACAGGACGCUAUCAUUCGCUCGGAGACGGCAGAGCUGGAACGCGUGAUGCUGGAGGACAAGCUGCGGCACAGCGACUGGCAGCUGACCGAGGACGAGCUGGCCCACCAGAUCGCGCAGACCUCGUACAUCGACUACCUGCGUGCCACCGGAAGCGGACAGCGCCGCGCUUCGCCUCCGCUUCACUCGAAGAAACCGUCCGCGGCGGCGUCACCGAUCGCUUCGCCACAACGCCUUGAGCCGGGACGACAUCGCCAGCCGCCACCGAGUCCAAGUCAGGUUUCGCCGCACCCUGGAUCUUCUCGAACUGCCGAGCCUUCCCGUCAAACGACCCCUCCCCCUGGACCGAGUCGCCAGGACGCAAGGCCCGGUCUCUACGAGGAGCUGCUCGCCAUGGAAGCGGUCACCAACAUGUCGCCUGAACGCGCCGAAGACCGUCUGCUGGCCCAGGCGCUGCUCCUCUCCCAGCAAGACCUCUACAAUCAAUCUGCCGCCGGCUCGAGUCGCCAC
Messenger RNA from Mesorhabditis spiculigera, 1800 nucleotides. NCBI's taxonomy places the organism in Eukaryota, Metazoa, Nematoda, Chromadorea, Rhabditida, Rhabditidae. The record is from the annotation of a GenBank genome assembly.